Molecule: messenger RNA, 909 nt
Organism: Manacus vitellinus (golden-collared manakin)
Lineage: Eukaryota; Metazoa; Chordata; Aves; Passeriformes; Pipridae
Exons: 8
Coding region: 1-909 (302 amino acids)
Source: RefSeq, a predicted model, not a curated record
AUGGUGACAGCUCCGGUGGUGUCCUCAAACACGGGGACGUGGGAGGUUCCUCCUCACCCCAGCUCUGAGGAGCCCAUCAUGAACUUCACCCUGAGGCUCCUGGAUGGGGACCCCAGUGCCACGGGGCAGCCACUGGUGCUAAGCCCCAGCUCUGCCAUCCAUCUGGAAGCCAGUGUCCACUUCAGUCCCAGCUUCUCCAUGAAGAUCCACGUGGACCAGUGCUAUGGGACCAUCGUGGAGCAGCCAGGACGUUCCAGGAGGGUCUUUAUGGUGGUGAACAGCCAGGGAUGCCUGCACGGGGAGAAGCUGGGAAGUGUGUCUGUCCAGCACUGGAGAGGGGAGUCUGCCCUCCAGCUCUCCAUCCUGGCCCCCAUGCUGGAGGGUGAGACUGAGGAGGAGGAGGUCUACGUGCACUGCUUGCUGACAGCGUGGGGACAAGGACACGCCAUCAGGUCCUGCUUCUACAGCCACACCACGGCCAGCUGGCACAACGCAGAGGACCCUUCCCGGAGUGCCCAGUGCCACUGCUGUGACACCAGCUGUCCCCGCGGUGACACCCUCCCAGGACACCUGCCAGCAUUCCCAGGUGAGGGGACACUCCACCGGGAGACAGUUGGACCAGUGCUAGUGCAGAAGGAGAAGGUGCCGUGGUACGAAGGGCCAUGCCACACCAUGAAGAGGUUCCUGCUGGCCGGGCUGGCCCUGGUGGGCAGUGCCGUGGUGGUGGUCGCCGCGGUGGGGGGGCUGCUGGGGCUGGCCCUGACCACCUGGCGCCUGGGCACGCGCCGGCGGGGACAGCGGCCACCGAGGCAGAGGUCUCCCUUCCAGGCUGAGCUGCAGAGCGUGGUGGGGGCCCUGGUCCUCAGGGAGACAGGGAAACGGGGUUCCUCCGGGUACCUGGAGAUGUGA